AUGAAUUCAAAGACAUUAUUAGAACGAAUCAAAUCGAUAUUUAACGGUGUAGUUGGCUUAUCACCAGAUAAGAUUACUCAAACGGUGGGAUUAAAUAUUGGCAAAAUUGAUUUGAGUCGCGCACGGCUUAAUUUCUGGGAUUUAGGUGGGCAAGCCGAACUUCGUAGUCUCUGGGAAAAGUAUUAUGCAGAAUGCCAUGCGAUCGUAUUUGUACUUGAUUCGACGGAUAAAGAAAGAAUCGAAGAAUGUAAACAAGCCUUUGAAAGAAUAAUUACAAGUGAUAUGACAGAGGGAAUUCCAAUUUUAAUGCUAGCAAACAAACAAGAUGUACCUGAUUCACUCAAAGUCGAGGAAAUUAAAGAGAUUUUCAAUAAAAUUUCUUUGAGAUUAGGAGCGAGGGAUUCACGGGUAUUAGCAAUUUCAGCAUUAGAAGGGGAUGGGGUGAGAGAAGCCAUAGAUUGGUUAUUUAUACGAUUGAAACGUAAUCAACCAAACAGACCACCAAUUUUUAAAUGA
This is a messenger RNA of Ambispora gerdemannii, 516 nucleotides long. The record is from the annotation of a GenBank genome assembly. Lineage: Eukaryota; Fungi; Glomeromycota; Glomeromycetes; Archaeosporales; Ambisporaceae.